UUCAGUGGAACUAAUGUUCAUGGAGCUGGGGGAAGGGGUUCUGUGUGACUACCCGACCCUAUUUAAGACCAGUCUGACAUUUUCAACAUAGGUGUUGUGAAACUGGUACAGGCUGUAGUUUUAGAACUAUUAGGAUUGUUUGGAAGAAAUUUCAUAUAAAGUUGGUGAGAUGCUCAUUGCUGAUUACUAGGAAACUAAUGAUGCAAAACAGAAAUUCAGCUCCCUGCCCAUCUGCCACUAAACCAAGACCUUGGACGUGCUAUCCCUCAGUACAAAAGACUGAAGCUACUUGAGUGGUUCUAGCUCAGCUGCUGCUGUAGACUCUCAGCAUGGGGAACCAACUGAGCAAGAAGAAGGGGUUUUGUGUGACUUGUGGGAAAGCAAUGGACCAGAAGGCUAAGGAGGGAGCAUGGACCUUUCGCGAUGUUUCAACUUGGACUGGUGAGAGCCAUUCUCCCAUAGAGAAUGCCCAAGAGACUCUACACAACACUGGGGAGAUCCAGCCUGCUGCAGAGACUGGGCAAGACACUGGUAAGGGUGAUCCUCUUACACAGAUGAUGCUGGACAGAGAAUCUGCUGCACAGACAACAGAAGAGAACUUAGGAGACCAGCCUUCUCUGUGGAGUAUGCAAGAGACUGAGGCCCAGAUGAUGAGACGAACCCCACAGGCACUGCAAGACAUGGGCGAGGCCCAUCCUGAUGCUAAGAUGCCACAAGAGACUGAGGCCAAGCCUAGUUCCCAGAUAACGUGGGCCAAAGAGCUCGAGGCACAAACUAUGCAUGAACAAGAAGCCCAACCUGCAGGAGAGCGCACAGAAGACACUGCUGGGGUUCAACCUGCUGCCCAUCCAGCAUAUGGGACUCGGGUUGGGGCGCAGAUCACACAAGAGAUUUGUAAAGCUCUGCCUGCUACCGUACAGACAAUGCAAGAGAUUCUAGAGAGCCUCGCUGAAACCCAGCUUGCUCUGCAUCAUGUGCAAGAGGCUGAGACUCGGACGACUGAACAGAACCAAGAGGCCCGACCUGCUGCAGAGCCCAUUAGUGUGGCUGGGGCUCUUCCUGCUCUCCAGGCUUAUUGGGAGACUGAGGCCCUGGCUCUUGUAGAUAUUCCACAUGAUGGAGAUUGUGCUGCCCAUGCUGAGGCUAUGAGAGAUUGCUGAUCCCCUACCUGCUGCAGAAGUGACUGAGGAGGCUGAGCCUGCUUUUCAGACUGUACAAGAGAUGACUGCUCAGAUCGCAGGAGGGAUGCAGGCUGCACAAAGCAAAAUUGAAGCCCAGCCUGCAGCAGAGACUGAGAGACAGUGGAUUGCCCCGCCACUUGAGGUGCUGCACCACGUAUUCCUAAAACCCAGCCCACUCUGCAGAUGGUACGAGGAAUUGUGGCCCAUCACGCUGGAGUGACAGACAUUGGGCUUUUGCUCAAUCAGUUUACUACACAGACCACAGAGGAGACUGAUGCUUAUCUUCCUACACAGGCUGUGCAAGAGACUCAACACCCCUCUGCUCCAGCUGAGCCUGCUCUGAAGAUCUGUCAAGAGUUUGAGGCCCAGAUGACUGUACUGGUGACUCAAGGCACAGGGGAGGCCCAUUACAGAGACCCCAGCAGAGAAUACUAGAGAAACUGUGGGGAAAGUCUGAUGCAGCAGCAAUUGAUCAAGAGAUGAAGAUGUAGCUCAUGACACAGACCAGUGGCUUUUCUAACCUGAUGAUGCAACAAGCCACCACUCAAAGGACUGGUGAGUGCCCCGCUGUUGUACAUGCCAUGGAAGAGAUGGGGGAAGCUGACUCUGUUUUGCAGGCUGUGCAGGGAACUGAGGCUGCACAAGAAACUAGUAUGCAGCAUUUUACACAUACUGAACAUGAGAUCAAGACCUGGCCAACAGCGUGAGCUACAGAAGAGAUGGAAGCUCAACUAUCUCUAGUUAUCUCUUGAGGACCAUGUUGCCACCCAGGAAUCUGAGGCUCCACCUGUAGUGUGGACCCUGCAAGAGACACCCCCCCCCAGGCCAUUACAGGGUGCACAUUGCAUCAGCUGACUGUCCAAGACACUGAUGUCCUCUCUGCAGUACCCAGGCCCUUCUGAAAGGAUACAAUGGAGGUUGUGGCUCUCUCUCCCUAGUGAAGAGACCCAGCCUACUUUACAGGCUGCCCAGGAAACAGAAACCCUAUGUGUUGCAGAGACCCUAGAAUUGAAGGCAAAGCAGGCUCAGCAGUGUCACCCAGAUUUCCAGCCCCCUAGUGCCCUAGGUGGCAAUGAGGCAGGAGAGCAAGACUUGGCAAUUCCUCAGGCAGCUGAAAGGGAGGCUAAUGCAGUAGCAAAGCCAGAGUCGCAGCAGCUAAUGGAGCAACUGGCAUCUGAACAACAGGAGGUGCUCACGCUGGCUCCUGCAGCCACUGGUAGUGAGGCCUCUGCCAGGCUGUGGAGCGUCCAUGAAAAUUCCCUGCCUCUAAAAGCCCCAGUGCAUGAAGCAGCUGGGAGAAGAAGACCAGGGGAGGCUUAGACUCCUUCAACCCCUGAAACUUAAGGUAAAAUGGCCCAAGUUUUAGACUCCAGACUGAAGUGUGAAGUACCAUCUCCAUCCAGGGACAUGGCUGACUCUCUUCCUUUGGCUGUGGAGCACGUAGCUCCAGCAGAGGUACUCACUUUGUCUGAUGUUCUAGUAAGUGGCUCUAAUGCAAAUAUAGCAGAGCCAGCGUGAAAUGGACAGACUGGGCUCUGCCACUCAAAAAGCAGCAUUUCCCUCAGUUGACCAGAUUCCUGAUCUUCCAUUGCAUUUGUGCUCAUGGCUAUUCCGUGAAGUAGGGAUGUAAUGCAGAGAGAAUAUCGGCCAAGUUUGGGAAAUGCCUUCUACACUCAGAGUCCUGUUAACUAUGGGCUUGGCUGAAUGUGCAUCUUUCUGCAUCUGAAAUUGCUGCAAAUGUAUCUACAAUAUAAAACACCCAUAUUUAUAACAUCUUUCUAGGGGUUUUUAGACUUGCUGGGAACUAUUUUAAUGCUAUUGAUUACUUUUCUACACAACUCACUGACCAUUAAGCCCUUCAUAUCGCUGACCUAACCUGCAAUUUUAUUUCCUUCAUCUUACUGAGUAACCUCAGCCUCAUCUGCCAAACCAGACUAGAUGCAGGAAAGUUCUGUAACUUCUUAAAUUUGUACAAGUGUCCUCACUCAACUGGAGUACAAUAAUAGUGAAUGAUAUUUGUGUGGGUAUUGGUAGGAAUGAAAAUGUGUGUUGCUGCCUGAAUUGAUCAACUGAUCACUCUCAAUAAAUGAUGUUUUCCAUUCUUAA
This is a messenger RNA of Dermochelys coriacea (leatherback sea turtle), 3287 nucleotides long. RefSeq lists its product as uncharacterized. The coding region runs from base 330 to 1160 and encodes 276 amino acids. The record is from RefSeq and is a predicted model, not a curated record. The transcript has 2 exons. Lineage: Eukaryota; Metazoa; Chordata; Testudines; Dermochelyidae.